AUGGCGCUCAAAGCACAAGUCGGUCAAAAGAUUAUGAAUGAAGUCAUCAAGCAGAAAAAGAAGUCUGAUCGUGGAGUAGAAUGGAGAAUCCUUGUAGUAGAUCAAUUGGCAAUGAGGAUGGUAUCAGCGUGCUGUAAAAUGCAUGAUAUAAGUGCACAGGGUAUAACGUUGGUAGAGGAUAUUAACAAAAAACGAGAACCAUUACCAUCGAUGGAGGCGAUUUACCUUAUCACUCCGUGCAAUGGCUCUGUGCAAAAACUCAUCGACGAUUUUAAUAAUCCUACGAGAACUACCUACAAAAAUGCCCACGUUUACUUCACUGAAGCGUGUCCUGAUGACAUUUUUUCAAUGUUACGUAAAUCUCCAGUGGUAAAAUAUAUAAAGACUCUGAAAGAAAUCAACAUUGCAUUUAUACCAUAUGAAGAGCAGGUGUUCUCAUUGGAUUCACGUGAAACCUUCCAAUGUUUCUACAAUCCUUCAUUCAUCAAUGUUCGGAGUGCUAAUAUGGAAAGAAGUGCUGAGCAAAUAGCAACGCUUUGUGCCACUCUUGGAGAAUAUCCAUCUGUCAGAUAUAGAAGUGACUUCGAUCGCAAUGUUGAGCUAGCACAAAUGGUUCAACAAAAGCUAGAUGCCUACAAGGCAGAUGAGCCAACAAUGGGAGAAGGACCCGAGAAAUCUCGCUCACAAUUGCUGAUUCUUGAUCGCGGAUUUGAUUGUGUUUCACCUUUACUUCAUGAACUUACGCUGCAAGCUAUGGCUUAUGAUUUACUUGAUAUCGAGAAUGAUGUUUAUAGUUAUGAAGCGUCAGCAGGUCAAGCUGAAAAAGAAGUAUUGCUAGAUGAAAAUGAUGAACUGUGGGUUGAAUUAAGGCAUCAACAUAUUGCCGUUGUCUCUCAAAAUGUUACAAAAAACCUUAAAAAAUUUACGGAAUCAAAGAGAAUGCCGCAAGGCGAUAAACAAAGCAUGAGGGAUUUAUCGCAGAUGAUAAAGAAAAUGCCUCAGUAUCAGAAAGAGCUUAGUAAAUAUGCGACUCAUUUGCACUUGGCUGAAGACUGUAUGAAACGUUAUCAAGGCAAUGUCGAUAAACUCUGUAAAGUCGAACAGGACUUGGCUAUGGGUACUGAUGCUGAAGGAGAACGUAUUAAGGACCAAAUGCGUAAUAUUACUCCAGUGUUGUUGGAUCAAACCGUUGCUAACAUUGAUAAAUUACGUAUUAUUGCGCUAUAUGUUCUUAGUAAGAAUGGAAUCAGUGAAGAAAAUCUUAAUCGGCUUAUACAUCAUGCUCAAGUGUCCCCUGAUGAUAAGCAAACUAUCAUGAACAUGGCUCUCUUAGGCAUUAACGUUGAUGGUAAAGGCAAGAAACCUUAUACAGUUCCCCGAAAAGAAAGGAUUACCGAACAGACAUAUCAAAUGAGUCGUUGGACUCCAGUGGUUAAAGAUAUUAUGGAAGAUGCUAUUGACGACAAAUUAGAUCCAAAACAUUUCCAAUUUUUAGCAAGUCGAGCUGCUAGUUCUGGUUACCAUGCACCAACUAGUGUACGUUACGGGCAUUGGCACAAAGACAAAGGCCAACAAACGAUUAAAAAUGUUCCUCGCUUGAUUGUUUUUAUCGUUGGUGGAGUUUGCUUCUCAGAAAUUCGCUGUGCAUAUGAAGUAACGAAUGCAUUGAAAAAUUGGGAAGUUAUAAUUGGUUCUUCACAUGUUAUAACCCCUAAAUCCUUCUUGUCGGAUUUAAGUAAAGUUCACAUCUAAAAACUUGACUGAAUUAAUAAUUUACGACUUUACAAUUGUAUGUAAUUAGAGAUUCUUUGCUUUAUUAACAUUCAUGAGUAUCAGCGAUAUCAAUUAAAUUUAAACUUGAAGCAAAUAAUAAAUGCAGCAUCAUAAUAAAAUAUUUCAUCAUACAUCAUUAAAAUCAAUGAAUUAAUACUCGCAGUUAUGAUACACUGUCAGCUUAUAUUAAGUGCCUGUGAGAAUGAACUUUUAGAGAUUUGAUUGAAAUUCCUGAUACAACUUGAUGUUAAUUUGAAGCAAUUAAUUCAAGUCGAUUAUAAGCAAUACAAAAAAGAUAUAUAUCCUGUUUUCAUUCGUGUUUAUUAAAUCUCUAUUGGUUUGAAUUCUAUCGUAGUGGCGAAUGUGAUAGAUGUAUAAAUGAAAUUGUUAUUUAUAUUUUGGAGCUCUGAUUCUAGCAAAAAUUUCAUCAAAUUGUACGGUAUGAUACGUGAAAUAGAGAGCUGUAGAUCAAUAAUUAUGACGGCAAUAGUCCGAAGGAUAAAUCUAUAAAUUUAAUUAAUGAACUAAUGAAGGAGGGAUACUAUGAUGAGUGCAAGUGCAGUAUUAAUUUAAUUUUUAACUAAGUAUUAUAACUUUUAUCACGAUUGACUCAUUCAUUU
Chelonus insularis is the source of this 2393-nucleotide messenger RNA. It is a transcript of the gene Rop, whose product is annotated as Syntaxin-binding protein Rop. The record is from RefSeq and is a predicted model, not a curated record. NCBI's taxonomy places the organism in Eukaryota, Metazoa, Arthropoda, Insecta, Hymenoptera, Braconidae. Bases 1 to 1752 code for a protein of 583 amino acids. Gene Ontology annotation, biological process: vesicle-mediated transport; neurotransmitter secretion; intracellular protein transport. The transcript has 11 exons. Gene Ontology annotation, cellular component: secretory granule; plasma membrane. Gene Ontology annotation, molecular function: syntaxin binding.